CAAAAAAGUGCGGGAAAAAGAGUGCGCGAAAUGGGUCAAAGCGAUUUAGCGCGCUUUCCAGGCAGCGACUGAAACAGCCGCUAUGUUCUGCGGGGGAGACUUGAGCAAAUGAGUUUAGAAUAGUUGAACCACUUUUAAGCAUAUACAAAAGAGCGAACGUAGGUAUCUAACAAAAACGAUGGGAAUUCAAGGGUUGUUGCCGUUCGUUCAAAAGGCGACGAGGCCGGCAAACGUGAAAGAAUUUAGUGGGAAAACUGCAGCCGUGGAUACUUACUGCUGGCUUCACAAAGGCGCGUUUUCGUGUGCCGAACGACUUGUGAAGGGUGAAAAGACCGAUGCGUAUGUGAGCUACUGCAUGAAGAUGGCAGACCUGCUCAUCGAGUCCGGCGUGCGGCCGAUCUUGGUUUUCGACGGACGGCAUUUGCCAUCGAAGAAAGGGACGGAGAAAAAGCGCAGGGAACAGCGGGAAAUCAACAGACAGAAAGCAAAACAGUUUCUCAUCGAAGGAAAGAUCCAGCAAGCACGGGAAUGCUACCAGAGAGCUGUUGACGUUACGUCUGCCAUGGCUCAUGAAGUCAUCGUG
Rhipicephalus sanguineus (brown dog tick) is the source of this 583-nucleotide messenger RNA. Its product is annotated as exonuclease 1-like. The transcript is spliced from 4 exons. The record is from RefSeq and is a predicted model, not a curated record. Lineage: Eukaryota; Metazoa; Arthropoda; Arachnida; Ixodida; Ixodidae. The annotation marks the transcript as partial. Gene Ontology annotation, molecular function: metal ion binding; 5'-flap endonuclease activity.